Molecule: messenger RNA, 687 nt
Organism: Cordyceps fumosorosea ARSEF 2679
Lineage: Eukaryota; Fungi; Ascomycota; Sordariomycetes; Hypocreales; Cordycipitaceae
Exons: 7
Coding region: 1-687 (228 amino acids)
Source: RefSeq, a predicted model, not a curated record
AUGCAUGUCCCAUCAUUUCUGGUCUCCGGCUUGCUACUCCUCGGCGCCGGCCUUACCAACGCAGCAAACACCAUCGACAAUGAAGUUCUCUGCGAUGGCCACCCCCCCGCACCUGGAACCAAGGACUAUGAGAUGUACAUGAGGAACUGCCAAGGAAUCCAAGAGGAGGACGUCAAGAAACCAGUCGCACCGACCAAGCCGGUCAAGAAGAUCAAUUGCGCCGAGGUGCUCAAGAAUGGCAACAAGAUCGACUGCCAGGGUCUGAGUCACAAGGGCUGCACGCUCCGCAACUGGGAGUGGGCUGGAUGCAAGAAGGCACCCGAGUGUAAAGGCAAGAGUGGCGAAGAGGCCAAGAAGUGCGCUGAUGACAGAGACGUUCUUCCCUUUGGUGCCGGUGUUUACUAUACGGGUUACAUGAGGGCCGCCGUGCCGCAGUACACGCUGAAGAAGACUGAUGAGCCUACCUUCAAGGACCUCCCGUGCGAGAAGCUCAACCCCUUCGACUGCACUGGCUUGAACAAGUACUUUUGCCAGUUCCGCUCAUGGCAAGCAGCUGGUUGCAUUCAAAACGCCAAGUGCAAGAGUGCCACGGACAAGAAGGCAUGCUGUGACAAUCGCGAUAGGGAUCCCUCUGGCCCCUUUAACCAAACCUUCCUGUUGGAGUUCAACAACAAGUGCAUGGCGUAG